AUGGAAAAUUUGUAUUCUUUAUUAUCAUAGAUUCUAUUGAUUACUACAUCUGUUAUUUUAUUGAUUUCUAUGACAAUUGCUUUUAGAAAAAUCAUGAAAGAUGUUAAUGAUAUUUUAGAUUCAACUGAUAAACUUGUAUUUUUUAUUGCAGCAAUUCAAUGUACUAAAUUUUGAAAUUUAGAGUUAUUGUUAUUCGCAUUCAUAAUUAAAUAAUAUACACUUUUCCUAAGUGGAUUGCGCAUACUCAGAAUGCUAUAAGACAUUAUGCUAUUAAAUUGUUUAAUCAAAUUAGAUAGUGAUAAUGAAUAAUGUUUAGUAAUUAUCAAUAAUAUAUAGCUUAUCAGAAAAUCGUAGAUAAAAUCUCCAAGACACUUUCAUUUAUUCUACUAUCUGUUUGGUGUGUCAUUAUUUUUUUAGAAGGUUUUAAAUCACAUUUUUAAUGUGAUCAAUAAAUCUGGAUGCUACUUUCUGGAUUACUAUUACUUACUAAUAUCAUUUAAUUAUAUUUUGGACUCAAUAUAUUAAUAUAGAUUUACAAAUAUUGUCAAGAUUCAAGUAAUUAACAUAUGUUUGAUGGUUUACAUAAAAUUAUGAUGGAUGAAUUAUAAAAUAGGAAGGUAUAAGUAAUAGUCUUUGUCCUUUGCAGUAUUAAUUCAUCUGUUAUAAUGUUAUUAUAUGAUUACACUAUUUUUGAUCAACUUAAUCCUACAUUCUGUCUACAAAAGAGUACAAUUACUGAAAUUCUUAUUUAUAUUGCUGUCAUUAUAGUCUCAUAUUAAUUACCUUGUUUAGGAAUAUACUAUGUGUUUUAUCAUAAAAAUAAAAAGUAUUUGAAUAAUCAUAAUUGGGAAAUACAAAGAAAUAUAGUCAAUUUCUAUGAUGAAAGAAGUGAAAUAGAAUUGGGAGAUUAUUAAAACCCAUAAUGA
Messenger RNA from Paramecium primaurelia, 926 nucleotides. The record is from the annotation of a GenBank genome assembly. NCBI's taxonomy places the organism in Eukaryota, Ciliophora, Oligohymenophorea, Peniculida, Parameciidae.